AUGGCUAAAUCUCAAACUCCACUAUCCAUGGAGGUCCGCCUUGAUCCACGAUACGAUGCCAUAAAAGACGCCAUUGGCAAGAUCACUCAAUUUCUCUCCCUAUCCUUAGAAGAAGCGGUUGACCCUCCAAAGCCAAACGAGCUUGAAUUAGCUUUUACCGUAUUGAGAGGAAUGGGUGAUUCCAAAAUCUUUCCUGGACUUGGUUUAGAAGAGACGACCACUGCCAAGCGAUCUCAACAACUUGCACAAAAAUACAUGAAGUGUGCUCACGACGCCCUCGAACUGGAAAAAAACAGUGCCGAAAGGGGAACGACCCUCCAAUCCAUUAGGGCGCAUCUCGUUGCUAACACAACGCGCUUCAAGGAUCUGUCCUGUCAAUACGAAGCUCCAUCUCAUCAGUGCGCAACUCGUGAAGAAGAAAUUCUGUCAGAUAAAUUCAAAAUUGCUGCGAUGAAGGCCGUAUUGAACAAACUCGAGAAAGAUGUGCAUGCCAAGAAAGAAGAACUGGUUGAAGAUGUCUCCCAACGCACAACGAUUCAGGCCUCCAUUACUGCUCUCACUGUUGAAACUCAAUGA
Messenger RNA from Linum trigynum, 576 nucleotides. NCBI's taxonomy places the organism in Eukaryota, Viridiplantae, Streptophyta, Magnoliopsida, Malpighiales, Linaceae. The record is from the annotation of a GenBank genome assembly.